Propithecus coquereli (Coquerel's sifaka) is the source of this 1800-nucleotide messenger RNA. RefSeq names its product globoside alpha-1,3-N-acetylgalactosaminyltransferase 1 (gene GBGT1). The record is from RefSeq and is a predicted model, not a curated record. Gene Ontology annotation, cellular component: vesicle; Golgi apparatus; membrane. Bases 169 to 1215 code for a protein of 348 amino acids. The transcript has 7 exons. NCBI's taxonomy places the organism in Eukaryota, Metazoa, Chordata, Mammalia, Primates, Indriidae. Gene Ontology annotation, biological process: carbohydrate metabolic process. Gene Ontology annotation, molecular function: globoside alpha-N-acetylgalactosaminyltransferase activity.
GGAGCGGCGCGAGCCCAGGCGGAGCGCGUCCCCGCCCCAGGCUUCUGCAGGUGUUUCGGGACCUCAGAGACACAGGCUCAGAGCCUGACAGCCCUGGGAGGGGAGAGCCUGAUUGGCCCAGGCUUGCAGGGUCGCCGCAGGUGCCCACGCUCAGGUGCACCCUCAGCAAUGCACCGCAAGAGACUGGCCUUGAGCCUGGGGUUGUGCCUGUUGGCAGGCGCAAGCCUCUGGGUCCUGUGGGUGUCCGUUGAAACCUGGCUGCCGGUCUCCUACAUCCCCUACUACCUCCCCUGCCCAGAGAUCUUCAACAUGAAGCUGCAGUACAAGGGACAGAAGCCAUUCCAGCCAGUGGCACAGUCACAGUACCCUCAGCCCAAGCUCCUGCUGGAACACAGCCCCACAGAGCUGCUGACACUCACACCUUGGCUGGCGCCCAUCGUGUCCGAGGGGACCUUCAACCCGGAGCUUCUGCAGCACAUCUACCAGCCGCUGAACCUGACCAUUGGGGUCACGGUGUUCGCCGUGGGGAAGUACACUUGCUUCGUCCAACACUUCCUGGAGUCAGCUGAGAAGUUCUUCAUGCGUGGCUACCGGGUGUACUACUACAUCUUCACCCACGACCCUGCAGCCAUCCCCAGGGUCUCGCUGGGCCCCGGCCGGCUCCUCAGCAUCAUCCCCAUCCAGGGAAACUCCCACUGGGAGGAAAUCUCCGUGCGGCGCAUGGAGACCAUCAGCCGGCACAUUGCCAGGAGGGCGCACCGGGAGGUGGACUACCUCUUCUGCCUCGAUGUGGACAUGGUGUUCCGGAACCCGUGGGGCCCUGAGACCUUGGGGGACCUGGUGGCUGCCAUUCACCCAGGCUACUACGCUGUACCCCGCCAGCAGUUCCCCUACGAGCGCAGGCCUCUUUCCACUGCCUUUGUGGCAGACAGCGAGGGGGACUUCUAUUAUGGUGGGGCGGUCUUCGGAGGGCAGGUGGCCAGGGUAUACGAGUUUACCAGGGGCUGCCACAUGGCCAUCCUGGCGGACAAGGCCAAUGGCAUCAUGGCAGCCUGGCAGGAGGAGAGCCACCUGAAUCGCCGCUUCAUCUCGCACAAGCCGUCCAAGGUGCUGUCCCCUGAGUACCUGUGGGAUGACAGGAAGCCCCAGCCGCCCAGCCUGAAGCUGAUCCGCUUGUCUACCCUGGACAAGGACACCAGCUGGCUGAGGAGCUGACAGUGGAGCCAGGCUACCGGGGACGGGGACCCGCAGCCCUGCGGCCACUUUCUCAGUGCUUCAGUCUGCCAAGCCUUCCUCGCAGACAGGCCCUGUCCUACCCACUCAGUCUGUCAGGUGGACCCGACGGAAAAUGGGUGUGGAAAGGCCACUGUACACUGUAAAGGGCGGCGCAUGCACAAGGAAAUCACAGUGAUGUGGCAUAAAAACAGACAGGAGGGGAGACUGGAGGUUCCCAGGGCAGGCCCGGGCAGGCCUUGCGCAUCCUGCCAGCAUGCCUUCGCGGGGUGGGCUCUGCAGUCGCAGCCCAUCCAAAGUGGUGCACGCCCUUUUGUUGCCUAGUGCCCUUAAAGUUGCACUUGUAACACCUGGUGUGUAGGCACCCCAGGCCCCUUUUCUCUGGCUGCAGGGGCUCAGGUACUGUGCUAUCCCCCAGUGUUCCUCACUCAGGACCCCUGAGCCAGCCUUUGAAAUGAGCUGGUCCAGACUCCUCUGGUUCCCUGCACACCAAGGUGAGCCAUGCUCUCCAGGACGAGCCGCCUCCUUUGUAAGAGGGUUUGGAGCAGUUUUUGAAUAAAGGUGGCG